AUUUAAAUCAUUAUGCAUCUUUUAAUUCUGUAUAUGGAAUUAAAACAAAUAAAAGUCAUUGUCCUUCUUUAUUAUUAAAUCAAGAAGAACAAGAACGUGGUUCUAAUAGUCUAUAUACAUACAAAAAAAUUAGUGGAUGGGUAGAAUGUACUGCUUGUAGUAAAUGGCGCUGUCUUUAUAGUCAAAAUUCCCUCAAUGAAGAAGAAGAAUUACAAUGGCAAACAGCUCUUCAAAAUAAUUUAUAUACUUGUGAAGAUCAUCAAUUAUAUAAUAUUCUUUUUGUUCGUGAACAUGUUUUCUGUAAUUCACCAAUUGAAACAAAUUAUUAUGCUUGUGAACAUGGUGAUAGAAUUCAACUUUGUUAUUGGUGUAGAACUGAAGAUAGUUUAUCUGAUUUACCUAAAUUAUUAACUGAUCAGUAUAAAAUAGUUUAUCAUGUUGUAAAACAUGUAAAGAAUUAG
This is a messenger RNA of Racocetra persica, 461 nucleotides long. The record is from the annotation of a GenBank genome assembly. NCBI's taxonomy places the organism in Eukaryota, Fungi, Glomeromycota, Glomeromycetes, Diversisporales, Gigasporaceae.